ACCGUAAGCAUGACUCAGAGAACGAGAUAUAAAAGAAUUAAAUUUCAAUCGACAAUUUAAUUGUAAGAAGACUAGUUAUGAGUGCAGCGAUUAGAAUUUUGGCAUCCGUCGUCAUACUUUUUCUUUUAGAAAAUGUGAGCUCGGACAAACUAGUGAUUGAUACGGACGCUGGAGCAGACGAUGCACUUGCAAUUCUGUUAGUACUAUCAGCGGGAAAGAUUUCAAAUUAUGAGCUCGUGGGAAUCACAUGUACUUAUGGAAACACUGAGGAAGAAAAUGUUGAACAGAAUGUACUAAAAACUCUUACAGUAGCAAAUUCCUCUCACAUUCCUGUCUAUCGGGGGGCACAAAAACCUUUGAUGAGCAAUUUUUCGUCGGAUAAAUAUUUUGGGGAAGAUGGUUUUGGUGACUUUGAUUUCGAAGAUGAACUUAAAGGUGAAGUUGAUGGAUCUACUCAUGCGGCGAUAGCUUUGAUAAAUUUAGCACGAAAGUAUUCUGGUGAACUGAGCAUACUUGCUAUUGGUCCGCUAACUAAUAUCGCAUUAGCAGUAUCACUAGAUCCAAAUUUUAUGAAUAAUGUCAAGAGACUGUAUAUUAUGGGAGGAAGUAUUGCAGGCAGAGGAAAUAAAUCUCCUGGUGUCGAGUAUAACUUCGGGACGGAUCCUGACAGUGAUUUUAUUGUUUUAAAUGUCACAAGAAAUAAGCCGAGUCUUUUAUACCCUUGGGAGACUGUUCUCAAAUCACCAAUUCCAAAGGGCUGGAGACUUAAAGAAUUCGGUUCGAUUAAUUCAAGUGUAAUUAAUUUUUUAAAUAAAGCAGAGAGAAAAACUUUCAGUAGUGAAUCUCUAAUGUGGGAACCGUCAGAUGCCAUGACAGCUGCUGUGAUGCUCUGUCCGUUUUUAGCAAAAAGUACAAUUGAAAUAAAUGUAACACCCGUUACAGAUGGAGUCGCAAGAGGCACUAUGCUCAUAGACUAUUCUGAGAAAAGCGGAAAAACAAAAAAUGUGGAAGUCAUUCAAGAAUUUCACACGGAAGAAUUCAAACGCUUAUUAUUAUAUUAUUUUAAAUAAUUAUUCUUACGAUUAAUAAGUAAUAAUUAAUAGCACAUUUGUUCAUGUACGUAAUGACUGUUCA
Microplitis mediator is the source of this 1134-nucleotide messenger RNA. RefSeq lists its product as uncharacterized. The coding region runs from base 78 to 1070 and encodes 330 amino acids. The record is from RefSeq and is a predicted model, not a curated record. NCBI's taxonomy places the organism in Eukaryota, Metazoa, Arthropoda, Insecta, Hymenoptera, Braconidae. Gene Ontology annotation, molecular function: hydrolase activity, hydrolyzing N-glycosyl compounds. The transcript has 4 exons.